This is a messenger RNA of Punctularia strigosozonata HHB-11173 SS5, 1569 nucleotides long. Its product is annotated as glycoside hydrolase family 79 protein. The transcript has 9 exons. The record is from RefSeq and is a predicted model, not a curated record. Lineage: Eukaryota; Fungi; Basidiomycota; Agaricomycetes; Corticiales; Punctulariaceae. Bases 1 to 1569 code for a protein of 522 amino acids.
AUGCGCGCCGUGACAUUCACAGCUCUUAUAUCUGGUGCCGCUGCUGCAACAACGACCGUCAGCGUCGUCGUGCCCACUUAUGCACCCGCGGGUGCACCUACCGUUUCGCCUGGCUUGAUCUCGUAUUCCAUCGAGCAGGACCGCUGGACGGACUGGGUGGGCACUACCUCGCCUAACCAGUUCUUUUUCAACGUGCUCGACAACGUGAAACAAAUCACGGGGCACGCGCCUUGGCUCCGCGUGGGUGCGGACAGCGAGGACCACACCGUAUUCGACCCGAGUGUCCCAUUCGAGGAGGCCGUGUUCCCCGCGAUCUCCACGACCGUUCCGUACCCGGAAGCAACGAAUAUUACUGUCGGAAAUGGAUUUUAUCAAGCUAUCGCCCAUGUUCCUUCAGGCACCCAAGUGAUAUUCGGUCUAAACCUAGGACUCAACAACGUCACGAACGCGAUCGAUGAAGCCAAUUCCAUUCGAGCCGUGUUCAACUCGCCGCCCGUGAAAGCUGCCGGCAUUACGCUUGACUUUCUGGAAAUCGGCAACGAAGCUGACCUCUACAAGAACAAUGGCUUGAGGAACUCGUCUUACAGCCCCGCCAACUACGUUGCCGAUUGGACCGCGAUCGCAACCAACGUUACGAACGACCUCCACCUAACACCCAGCGGCCCCGGCCCCAAGUUCGUCGGUGCCGCAUUCGCCGGCUCUUCGCACACGACAGGCAGCUUCUCCCCCCAGGCGAUAUUCGCAGAUGGCAUCCUGAAUACCGCCCCCGGAAAGGUCAUCAAGACGAUAUCUCAGCAUCACUAUAGCGGCUCUUUCUGCAGCGGUAACGGAGGGUUGCUGCAGGAUCUCAUGACCAAAGCCACGAUUCGUUCCAACCUGACCGAGUACAACGCCGAUAUUGCUGCUGUGCAUGCCCAAGGUCUCAGCUACAUUCUUGGUGAAACAAACUCGUACGCGUGCCAUGGCGCCCCCAACGUAUCCAACACGGCCGGCGCCGCGCUUUGGUUGCUUGACUACUCCCUCUACGCGAGCCAGAUCGGCAUCGAGCGCCUGCACAUCCACAACGGGAUCGGCUACAAGUACAACCUCGUCCAGCCCGUGGCCCUGAACCGUUCUAUCCUCGACGGCUCGCCUCUCCUCGAGCCGCUGUUGCCGCACGUACAGCCAGCAUACUACGCGCAGAUCAUCGCGGCUGAGGCGCUCGGGCGCUCGGGAAGGACUCGAGUUGCAGAGCUGAACGUCAGCAGUCCGACGCUAGCUGGUUACGCCUUUUACGAAGGGGCGGUGAUCAAGAGGGCCGUGUUCAUCAACUCGAAGGCGUUCUUCGCGACCAGCACGACGAGGAAUGUCGCCCACGUGGAUCUGACCGGUCUUAGUGCGAGCAAGACCGCGAUAGUGAAGCGAUUGACGAUCCAACACGCUGACGAUGCCGGUGGCCUAACUUGGGGCGGUCAGACGUAUGAAACGCGUGAUGGACGCGUGGGCGGAACCUUGUCCCUGCAGACUGUGAAGGUCGGCGAGGGGGUGGAUAUUCAAGACACGGAAGUGGUGUUACUCAGUUUCGCCUGA